AUGCCACCCAAAUUUGAAGCCGAAGAGGACGAGGAUGCCACAUUUGACUGGCUACAUCAACCACCUCCAGUCCAUCAGAUCAAUCUCUCACUACCCCCAGCCGAGCGUUAUGUAGAACUGGCACAACUCUACCGAGAUCCAAUGCGAUCGCUACGAGGCACAUUUGACGAGUUGGUCACGUCCCUAUCCCCCAAGAUCCCACUGGGAUUGGUUCACCGAUUGGCUCGUACCUUCUUACGCAGACUCUCCACGAGCGAAGAGACCGAGGAACUGCGGGGAAUCAGUCGUGCCACGGAUAUUGACCUUUACCUCCUAAUAUGCUUCAAUACAGUCCUGGAUCUGCUCAUGGGGUGCACGAGUGGAGGACUGCGCACAAAGCAUGGAUCCGAGACCAGGAUGCUUCAUUUCCGGACCCUGGAUUGGGGCAUGGAGAAACUUCGCCCUCUAAUAGUCCAGCUGGAUUUCAUCCGUGACGACCACCCCGGGAAAGUACUCGCGACAACUGUAGGCUAUGUCGGCUUUGUUGGUGUUCUCACCGGGGUGAGGAAAGACCUGAGCAUGUCGCUCAAUUUCCGCCCAGUUCAUGAUACGACGAAAAAUUUCCCUUUCUACCUCAACCAUCUUCUCGUUCUUCUUGGUCGACGCCCGUCUAUCUCUUCGCUUCUGCGACAAUGUCUCAUCCCGUCUUCGCCAAAUUCAAAACGCCUAGGAUGGGGCGGGAAAUUGCCGACUUUGUAUAAUAUCAUGGAUGAUAUUCCCAGUCAACCCACUACCGCGGCCUAUCUUAUCUUCAGUGAUGGGCAAAGGACGGUGACAAUGGAAAAGGAUGUCAGGACGGCAAUCACCCGUUUCGAUCCAUACUUCAUCAUUGUCACGAACAAUGACCAGGAUUCAGCCACAAUACCAUCGCAGGACGCAGCAGAAAACAUGGAAAGCGGCCAAAGUAGACUCGCCCUGGUCUCGGAGGAACCACUCUCUAUGGAGGAGUUGAUUGAAGACAGCAAAGAAAGGCGUGCGUGUAUGCAGAAAAAAUGGGAUCAUAAGAUGAAGCAGAAUAAGCGGGAUAGAGUUCGGAGAGAUCAAACAAGAGAGCUACUUGUUAAUGAGAGUCCCAAGGAUACGAAUACAUCUCAUUCAGGAGUUCGCUCGUCCCUACGCCUCAGACAAAAGGCAGUGGAAAGGCAACAGCGAGUUGAUUUGGAAAUUAGCGAGCUACGUGGGGAUACUGAUCGUUCAGAUAAGGCUAUCACGCCCCAGGAAGCCCUUAGCUGGCUCACCACGUACCCAAUUGUGAAUGAGGACACUCAUUAUGCGACCUUAAUGGAUCCAUCCGAAGGCAAAUUGUUUUGGGUCAGUUUGUACAACUCAGGUCAGAUCAGAGCAUGA
Molecule: messenger RNA, 1386 nt
Organism: Penicillium cosmopolitanum
Lineage: Eukaryota; Fungi; Ascomycota; Eurotiomycetes; Eurotiales; Aspergillaceae
Exons: 1
Coding region: 1-1386 (461 amino acids)
Molecular function (GO): hydrolase activity, acting on carbon-nitrogen (but not peptide) bonds
Source: RefSeq, a predicted model, not a curated record